Messenger RNA from Ruditapes philippinarum (Manila clam), 4979 nucleotides. Its product is annotated as sphingosine kinase 1-like. The record is from RefSeq and is a predicted model, not a curated record. Gene Ontology annotation, biological process: sphingosine biosynthetic process. Bases 32 to 1969 code for a protein of 645 amino acids. Lineage: Eukaryota; Metazoa; Mollusca; Bivalvia; Venerida; Veneridae. Gene Ontology annotation, cellular component: intracellular membrane-bounded organelle; membrane; cytoplasm. The transcript has 7 exons.
UUGGUAAUCACGUGAUUUAUUUUGAUGACACAUGAUCGUAAAAAUGGGAACUGUUGUUGUUGCAAGCAAAACACCAACAAUGUCGCGACAUGAGUGUUUGUUAGAAGGACAUUUUGAGGUAUUUCCUAACGAAAAAAUAUUAUAUCAAGUUGAAUUAACUAGAAGUGGUAUAACAUAUUAUCCAAUAGAUGGAGUAAAAAGCAACAAAACAGUGAAAUAUAUUCAUUUUGGUGAUGUUAUUGGCUGUAGAUGCAGAAAAUCAUUGGACCAAAAACACGCUAACAAAGCAUACAUUACUGUGUUUGCUUACCCGUUAAAAAAAAAACUUUUCAGUGAAAAACAUGUUCGCUAUAAAAACCAUAUUACAUUUGCGCGUAGCUCUGAUUCAAAUUUUGAUGGAAAUAGAAAAAUUGUAGAAAAAUGGAGGAGAGUUAUUCUACAUCUUUGUCAACAGUUGCCAGUAAACAAAAAAGCAAAGGAAUCAAAACAAGAAGAAGCAUCAAUUGAAAUAGAUGUAGACAAUUGUCCUGUGCCUCCUAAAGUAAAAUUUUUGGUGCUAGUGAACCCACAUAGUGGUCCAGGUAAAGCUAUGCAGAUUUAUCAGAAACAAGUGGCCCCAAUGCUGGAUGAGGCUGAUGUCCAUGUCAAACUUAUAGAAACUGAGCAUGCAGGACAUGGCACAGAACUAAUGAAAUCAAUGAAUAGGAAAGAUUAUGAUGGAGUGGUUAUAGUGUCAGGAGACGGUCUUAUUUACGAGGUGAUAAAUGGUUUAAUGAACCGUGACGAUUGGCAAGAUGCCAUAAAGACACCAAUUGGUUGUAUACCAGGGGGAUCAGGAAAUGCUCUAGCUUGCUCAAUAAACUACUCAGCUGGUGAAUCUGUACAGAUUGAAGCUGUGUUACAUUCCACAUUUAUUCUCAUCAAACAUCGUGUCAUUCCUAUGGACCUUGUUCUGAUACAACAACCUAGACAGCAGAUAUAUUCCUUCCUAUCUCUUGCCUGGGGCCUUCUUGCUGACAUCGACUAUGAGAGUGAACAGUUCCGUGCCAUUGGAGAGGCCAGGUUCACUCUCCAAGCUAUAAGGAGAAUAUUUUCCUUACGGAAGUACAAAUGCAAGCUUUCUUUCCUUCCUGUAUCUGAAUACAUUCCAAAAGCUUCUAUAAAUAACAACACUAAAAAUAUCAACAUGGAGGGGAAAAACCGGAGAGUUUCUUUUCAGAGCCUUGAUAAUGUAGCUGAACAGGGUGGCGGUGAUGAUUUCAGAAUUCGUUCGAAAUCGGUGCCGACAAAAUUAUUUCGAGGUAAAUCUGAUCCUGAUGAGAUCAUGGAUGAUGCUGAAAAUGGUGAACAAUUAACUGAUAUUCGUGGAUCAUAUAUAUCACGAGAAUUUAGUGAAGAAGUUUUUGAAGCAGACGGAAAUGAAGAGGAUCAAGGAAAUGAAGAGAUCAAGUUUUCUCUUUCUACAGAAGAAAUGGAUACGUCGUCUUCUCCACCGGAUAAACCUAUGAAAGAAUCAAACAGUAUAAACAGCAUUCAGGAAGUGUUGAAACUGUCGAAUGUCCCUGGACAAAAAGUGCCAUGCAUUCUACCUCCGCUCAAUGAACCUGUGCCAGAUAACUGGGUCACUAUUGAAGAUGACUUUGUUACUAUUUGUGGAACAUAUCAGACACAUUUAGGAAGUGAUGUAAUUAUGGCCCCUGAUGCUCGUUUUAGUGAUGGUAUUAUUCAUCUAUGCAUAGUUAGGGCUGGGAUUCAGAAAGGGGAAUUAAUUCAGUUGAUGGGGAUGUUGGAGAAAGGAACGCAUAUUGAUCAUCCCUCGCCACAUAUUGAAUUAGUUAAAGUUCUGGCAUUUCGUCUGGAACCUCAGGGUAGAGAAGGAAUUAUAAUGGUUGAUGGGGAAAAGGUCGACUCUGAUUCAUUACAAGCUCAGGUGCUCCCAGGACUUGCAAAUUUGAUGGCAAUACAGUAAACAAAUAAUUAUUUUGUAGAACCGCAGAUGCUUUUUUAUAAACAUCUACAUGAAAUGUUAAUGAUAAGCUUGAAUUUUGUAGUGGUUACAAUGAUACAAGUUCUAAUGUGCCAAAUAUUUGUUGAGUUUUUAGCUCACCUGUCACAAAGUGACAGGGUAAGCUUUUGUGAUCGCUUUUCGUCCGGCGUCCGGCCGUCCGUAAACUUUUACUUUAAAUGACAUCUCCUCAUAAACCACUAAGCCAAUUUCAUCCAAACUUCACAGGAAUGUUCCUUUGGUGGUCACCUUUAAAAAUUGUUCAAAGAAUUUAAUUCCAUGCAGAACUCUGGUUGCCAUGGCAACCGAAAGAAAAAACUUUAAAUAUCUUCUUUUAAAAAACCAAAAGAGUUAGAGCUAAGAUAUUUAGCAUGAAACAUGUUCUAAUAAGUGUCUACCAAGUUUGUUCAAAUAAAAGCCCUGGGGUCAAAAUUGGCCCCGCCCCGGGGGUCAUUGAUUUUCCCUAUAUGCAUAUAGUAAAAACUUAAACAAUCUUCUUUUAAAGAACUCAAAGAGCUAGAGCUAACAUAUUUAGCAUUAAACAUGUUCUAAUGGGUGUCUACCAAGUUUGUUCAAAUAAAAGCCCUGGGGUCAAAAUUGGCACCGCCCCGGGGGUCAUUGAUUUUCCUUAUAUGUGUAUAGUAAAAACUUCAAAAAUCUUCUAUGAAAAAACCAAAAUAGCUAGAGUUUAGAUAUUAAGCAUGAAACAUCUUCUAGUGAGUGUCUACAAAGUUUGUUCAAAUAAAAAGCCCUGGGGUCAAAAUUGGCCCCGUCCCGGGUGUCAUUAAUUUUCCUUAUAUGUGUAUAUAGCAAAAACUUAAAAAUCUUCUUUGAAAAAACCCAAAUAGCUAGAGUUUAGAUAUUAAGCAUGAAACAUCUUCUAGUAAGUGUCUACAAAGUUUGUUCAAAAUAAAAGCCCUGGGGUCAAAACUGACCCCGCCCUUGGGGUGUCAUUGUUUUUAGAUAUAUUUGUAUAGUAAAAACAUAAAAUUUCUUCUUUUAAAAAACCCAAUGAGCUAGAGCUUAGAUAUUUAGCAUGAAACAUCUUCUUAUGGGUGUCUACCAAGUUUGUUCAAAUAAAAGCCCUUGGGUUGAAAUUGGCCCUGCCAGAGGGGGGGGGCAGGUCAUUGUUUUUCAUUAUAUGUGUGUAGUAAAAACUAAACAACAUCAUUAUAUGUGUGUAGUAAAAACUAAACAACAUGAAACAUCUUCUAAUGGGUGUCUUCCAAGUUUGUUCAAAUAAAAGCCUUAGGGUUUAAACUGGCCCCACUGAGGGGCCACUUGACAGGUGAGCGACCUCAGGGCCAUUAUGGCCCUCUUGUUUUAGAUUUUAAUUUAUGCAAAGAAAAUCUAGCAUAUUUGAGAUCAUAUAACAUUAUAUUUCCCUAAACAUGCAACAUUAAUUAAUUUUCGGACAUUUGCAUCUUUUUUAUAUACAUGUAUAAUUUACUUUGCUUUUGGGUCCAACAGUAUCGAAAAGAUGGAAAGUAUUUUUGAAUUCAGAUAUUUUUUUAAUUCUAACCAAUCAAUCAGAUGAUUCACUCUGAAUCUGCUUUCAUUUAUUUAGGUCAAUUUUAGCUUGUUUGAAAAACUUAUGUCAUAAAGUUUUUGUUUUUUUUUCAUUUUGCAUCAUUUAUUGUGGAGUAGUUUGAGUUCUUAAUAUUUUUGUUUUGUUCCAAUAGAAUAAAAUUGAUGUAUAUACAUGUUUAUAGUAAUUUAUGUAGAUAAUGAGUUGUAAUUUAUAUAUAUCAAAUUAGGUGAAGAGAAAUAUCACUGCCAUUUACAAAGAGCUUUUUUUGUGUUGUUAAUUUAUGCUGUGUUAUGAAUGUGUGUAUACCAAACCGCAGAUCAGCUUCCAGUUGUGCAGGUCAUAUCAGACGUCACAAUUUAAACGCAACAUGGUUAUGACUGAGUGUACUGAAAGUUAUGAUGGCAUUGAGUGAAUUCUUGUACCUGUAAUUGUUGGCAUCAUCCUCAGUGUGUAAAUGUAUUAACCUGUACAUUGCUAAAUUUAUAUAAUGGACUUGUCCUCUUUUAAAUUUUUGAACUUUCAAUUGUCAAAAUAAGAUGGUUUGGUAAAAAAGAAACUAAGAUUAAGUACACUAUAGUAUAGAGUCCAGUCAGUCUAAAGGUAGUAUGCUUGAUUGAACCUGAUCAGACUACAUAUACAUGCAGACAGGCCGGGCUGUGUACUGAUGACUUAGGUAAGUCAUUAAUGGGGGCUUCAUUCAAAGAGUAUAUAUUGAUUGUUUUAUGUCAAUUAAGGAAAGAAUGAUGCCUAGUGACACAGUUUAAUAUACCAAACUAUAUGUUACUUUAUUCAUCUCAUCAGCUUGAACUUUAAACAAAUCUUUAGUAUUAAACUUCACUGUGUAUAACCUAAAAACAGGAAUGUGAAAAUAAUGCAGGAAUUGUGAAAUUGUAUUGUUAAAUCUGUGUAAUUUAUGUCCAGCAGAGCAACAUUUAAAGUAAACUGACCAAUUUAAUUUAUGGUAUAAACCAAAUUGAAAGAAAUGAAUUUGAGGAUAGGGUGCUAAGGCAUUAUAUUUUAAACCUCAUUAAAAAAGUUCAAAUACAGCCACAGAUAGGUGAGAUAGGCAAUAUCACUGCACAAUUCCUGAGUUUUCAAAUGCUUACUUAGGGGUUAUACACAUUUACCUUGUUAUAUACCGUACAUAUCUUGUUGUUUUUACUCAUUCAUUCAUUCUUUUGUAAUUUUGGUCUUUUUUAUAAAGAUUUUAGUGAGAGCUUCUGUAUAGGGUAAUUGCCAGAAAUUUCGAAAAGAAAAAAUUAAUAUAUUUCCUUUGAAUUGAUAAAUAUAUAAUUGAUUGAAAAAAUGACUGUGAUAUUUUUUAUAUUUGAAACUCAAAAUUGUACACUUGUAUGGUAAAGCUAUAAACUUUUUUUUUGCGAUAGCAAAUAAGCCAGUUGCUUGUUGAGUGAUUAUAGUUUAAUGUUUUGUAUGCAUGUUUGU